CGCCGGCUCUUGUCUGUCUGAGGGAGGCAGGUGUGCCAAGGAGGAAGGCUGGGCCCAAAUGGAGUCCCAGCAGGCUUUCCCCAGCUAGACUUUGCCCUUUUUGACUAACAUUAAGCUCUACUUAUAUGUGCCAGAUGCUACGCUGAGUACUUUAUUUGCGUAAUCACCUGAAAUCUCCUCAACAGUCCUGGACCCUGGAAGACUGAAGAAAGUGAGGUUGGCUUGAAACCGUGGAGCCACAGUUCAGUCUCUUUCCACUACAUCAUCAGGGUGCCCAGGAGCUGCCGGGAUGGCCUACCCGCCCACGUUGGCUCCCUGGCCCAGCGGGCAUACUGGGCUCUGCUGAGCCAGCAGAGGGCCCAGAGCAUCGUGGCCCUGGGCCGGAGCGGUGCUGGCAAGACCACCUGCUGCGAGCAGGUCCUGGAGCACCUGGUGGGGAUGGCAGGCAGUGUGGAUGGCAGGGUCUCAGUGGAGAAGAUUCGAGCCACCUUCACUGUCCUCCGGGCCUUUGGCUCCGUGUUCACCGGCCACAGCCGCCGUGCCACCCGGUUCUCCAUGGUGAUGUCACUGGACUUCAAUGCCACAGGCCGAGUCACGGCCGCCCAGCUCCAGACGAUGCUGUUGGAGAAGAGCCACGUGGCCCGGCAGCUGGAAGAAGGCAAUUUCGAGGUUUUCUCCCAGAUGCUAGCCAGAUUGGACCUGGAUCUCAGGACAGAACUGUACCUGCACCAGCUGGCAGACAGCAGCUCCUUCGGCAUGGGCGUAUGGCCUAAGGAAACAGGUAAAACAAGAAAUAAAAGUGUUGAGUGCUACCACCUGGAACAGAGACCACCCACCCCAAACUUGGUCAAUGGAUGACCACCAAUCAAGACACCUAAUAAAGGAAGAGCUGUGGUCACAUGGACUCACAGGGAGGAGGAUCUCCGGCUAAAAGUUUCAGUGUUUCAGGAGAGUGCGGCUGCUUUGAGAUGACAGAUGCCCCCAAGAGGCAUAUGUGCUCUAUUUUGUGACACUGAGUCAGUUACUAAGCCUGUAUGUCAAUAUCAGCACCAUGAGGAAGAGGAGCCUCUGGAAAAUGCACCCCAAUUCAUUAUAGUCACCAGAGUGUGUACUCUGUGCAGCCAUAAGGUUAACCAAAAGUAAAGCAAGCAUUUAUUAACAAAUACCCACAUCAUUCAUUCAGUCCACAAACAUUACUGAGUGGCUAAGACAGUCCAGGCACAGGAAAUGCCAAAAUGAAUGAAAUCUCAACACAAAGAACUGACAAUGGAUACUUUUAAGAAAACCAGAAAAUCCCCUUGACUUGGAAUUAUCUGCUUUCCCCACUGGCCUGAGGCUGGAGCCUAGGUCCCUCCCUUUGGCGUUAGUACUGCCAUGUCCAGGCCCCUCCUUCAAAGAGCAAACACCCAGGACAGGGACCCCAUCAAGCUCACAUCCUCAGCUUCAACGUGUUCAUCAGUUUAUCAGAUUGAUCUUUCCUGUGCCAGGAAAACCUUGACAGGGAUAUCAUGAGAAGGGGGUAGUUUUUUCUUUAAAAAAAAAAAUGAAGGGGGCAGUUAGAUAGGGAAAGUGGUAGGAACCAGGGAGACCACAACUCUUAAAAUAAUAUUCAAGGAUCACAAACAAUGUUGACGUGCUGAAUCUACCUGAGACAAACUUGCAUCAUACAUCACAGGGCUUCUGUUUCUUAGUCUGCCUUUUCCUAGACAUCAGACUGAGUGGAAUUUCCUUCUGCAGCUCCGAUAUGUACAGAUGACUGUAUCACACUAGCCUCAAAUACAUAAGUUAACAGCAAAACAGCAAUUUUUCUCUAGCUAGCCUGUAAUUACAAAUGUACACAUUUAUCGACUGGGCAAAAUUUACAACUAGCUGGUGUGCCUUCAACACUGCAGAACGGGAUUAAAAGGAGACAAUAAAGAUCCCAGCCUUCCCAAGCACAGCCUGCAGCAGAAGGCAGGACUCAGGCAAAAUAUGCAUGGCAGAAGAUGGCCACAGUCAGCAGGAUAAUGCCAUUGAUGUUCACUAUCGUCCGCCACAAAGGCUUCUCCGAGGUGUCUGUCAUCUUCAGCUUCAUGGCUGCCUCCUCUUCCUUUGUCAUUUUGGGGCCCUUCUGCUGGUCCAGACCACAAAACAGGUCAUAGGCCCGCCUGAAGCAUCCUUUUUUCUCCUCAGGAACUUCUGUGUCAGGGGAAAGGCAUAAAAGGAUUGUUGGAUACAGAAGCAGGAGGCACCAGAAAAGGUUUCCAGGGGAGAUGCCAUUCCAUGAAAGAUCUGCCAUUUUGCAGACAUUUCCCAGUUUUCUUGUUUGCAGGAAUGAAAAUGGUACAAAUUUAUGUUUGUAUAAACAUAAUUAUAAGAUGAUGUUAAUAGAUGGAUUCUACAUCCUUAUGAUCAGCUUGCCUACGUUUUAUCUCUGUUGGGCGCAAUGUAAAUACAUUUUGAUUUAGAACAGUCAGAAUCAAACAGGAAAUAAUAGUUUAUGAGAGAGAAAUGUUAACAAUUGGCUGGGGACUGUGACGUAUGAAGAACAUGGAAAACCCACCUCCCAAACACAGAAACUCAUGUCUGUUUGCUAUAUCACUGAAAAGCAAUGAGAUUGGCAUGACUCAGGAGUGCACUGGCUACACCUGGAAACUCCAAGGCUUCCAUGUGGUAAGGAUUGGUCUGAAUAGUCCCUGAUACAAGGCAGCAGUGAUCAACAUUUCCAGGGCUUAAGAUCUGAUACUGCUGAGUCGAACCAUUCAACCGACCUUGCCAUUCAAAGUGGAUGCCCACCAAGGGAACUAAUUCUGUCCUCUGAGCCCAGGUGUGGCAUUAGAGGUAGGCAGACCUGGGUUAGAAUCUCAGGUUUGUGACUCACUAGAUACAAAAUCAAGCCCACUGUGUUUUCAGCACCAUGGUCAGGGACCACUGCUCUCCACUUUCCCAAUUCUAAGAAUCACAGACUUACUGAAUUGGAAAGAACCUCAGUGGUCAAGCACAUAUAUGUGUCAGAACUGGAACCAAAACCCAGCUUUAUGGCCGCCUUUUUUUUUUUUUUUUUGCUUUUUUUUUGAAUUUUUGAAUUUUAUUUUAUUUAUUUUUUUAUACAGCAGGUUCUUAUUAGUUAUCCAUUUUAUACAUAUUAGUGUAUAUAUGUCAAUCCACUUUAUGGCUGUCUUAAUUCACCUCUCAUAUUCAAGUAUAUGUAAAGUUGGAUAAAUAACACCUUCUUUAUUAAUAAGAUUUCCUGAGAGAGUGCCCAGUGUGUAGUAGGGGGUUAAGAAGUGUUAGUCCCCUUCCAUUCCCUCUCUUUUCUCUCACACACAUAAAAAAGAUAGACAAACCUCCUUGUACCCCUCCAUUUCAGUAAACUCUACCAAAAUAGGAGAAUGGGGAGGGAGUAGCAAGGAGUUGGGCUCACUAACCAGCCCAAGUGAGAAAUGCCUGGUUAUCUGGGUCAAUAAAAAGUUGGGUGGCCUUGACAAAGUCUUUAUGUCUCAUUUUCCUCAUCUGUAAAAUUGUAAGACUUAUACUUGCAUUAUAUGCCUUACAAGUAUGAUGCAGUGCUAAAAUGAAUCCCUAAAGUAUUCAUAAUUAAAAUAUGUUAUGAUCAUAUCAAUAUCAGUCAUGAUGACAAUGGUGCUGGUGGUGAUGAUAUGGGGAUAAUGAUGAUGCAGCUGCAAGUUUCCUCAUGUUGCCAUUUCUCAGAGAAUGUUGAGGGUCACACCUAUUGCCUGCAAAAGCCCUCAAGAAAUCUUCAUUUAUUGAACUUUAAUAGGGCAGGGUGUUCAGUCUGAUUUCACCAUGAGCUCAUCAAGAAACAACAGAAUUCAAGUGCUGCCAGGAACCUCAGAAGUCACUAAGCCAGUUCUCUAGUCAGUGUAGGAGUCUCCUCUAUGGCAUCCCUGUUAGAAGCAUACUUGCUGCCCACCCCUUUCCAGACAAACACAGAAAACUCUUCCUUAAGUAUCAGUAAUGACGGUGAUAACUAUAGCCAAUUCUUAUAGUGGAGGAUUAUCUUAUUCAAUGUUUCCAACAGUGCUAUGAAGUGUAGCCUAUCAUUUAGAAUACUAUUGUGAGGAACUUGAGCUUUAAAAAAAUGGAAUCUCUUGCCCAGGGUAGUAAGUAGAGAAUUCAGGAUUCAACCUCAGUUCUCCCCAAAUCCAAAUACCACACUGUUUCUGCACUAUCCUGCCUCCAUACUUCAAGUUAAAUUGGAAGCGUUCUUUCCACUCAUCUGUCUUAAGCCUUCCCUGUGGUCAGAGCUAAUCUCUUCUUCCACAUUAAAACAUUCAAAAUAUGCCUCAUCCGUGUUCCUUUCAAAUCUGUGAUAUUCUCACUCAAUGUGGAGACAUUUUGGGGGGUGGGAGAAGUAGGGGGCAUGUUCACACCUGCUUGCCCCAAGGAAGCAGGAAGGGGCAGCCUUUUUCAAUACCAUGGCCAGCUGCCUAUGGCUCUAGGUUCCUUCCAGCACUUGCAGGGUCACAUUUCAGAACUGA
Messenger RNA from Balaenoptera acutorostrata (minke whale), 4481 nucleotides. Its product is annotated as unconventional myosin-XVIIIb-like. Gene Ontology annotation, cellular component: myosin complex. Lineage: Eukaryota; Metazoa; Chordata; Mammalia; Artiodactyla; Balaenopteridae. The record is from RefSeq and is a predicted model, not a curated record. Bases 439 to 858 code for a protein of 139 amino acids. Gene Ontology annotation, molecular function: cytoskeletal motor activity; ATP binding. The transcript is spliced from 7 exons.